UGUCAGUCACUAUGUUAAUUAGAUGUCAUUCAUAAAAAUCCAGUUCUUGUUUUGGAAAAAAUAUUUAUCUAUGUACCUAACUGCCUAAGCAAUAAAAUUUUGUCUAUAAAUAGCAAUUAACUUACAAUUUGCUUUUUCUAAUAACACAUUUGCAAUGGCAAAUUAUUCUGAAGAUCAGUUGGCAGAAUUCCAGGAGGCGUUUCAGUUAUUUGAUUCCCGUGGGGAUGGCAAAAUCCAUGUGGCACAGAUUGGUGAUGCUCUCAGGGCCCUUGGACAGAACCCUACAGAGUCGGAUGUUAAGAAAUGUACACUCCACUUAAAGCCCGAUGAGAGAAUAUCCUUUGAAGUUUUCUUACCUAUUUACCAAGCUAUCUCUAAAGCACGCAGUGGAGACACCGCAAAUGAUUUCAUAGAGGGCCUCCGUCAUUUCGACAAAGAUGGAAAUGGUUUUAUAUCCUCUGCUGAGCUUCGCCAUCUUCUGUCCACACUUGGAGAAAAGCUUAGUGAUGAUGAGGUGGAGCAGUUACUGCAAGGACAGGAGGACUCCCAGGGCAAUAUCAACUAUGAGAACUUUGUGCAUUUGAUCAUGCAGGGAUGAGCGUCAGCCCUACACCGCCCACGCUACAUCCGAGAAUUGCAUUUAUGUCAAAUGACCGUGUAAUUUAGAUUUUAUUAUUAAUAUACGUUGAAACAAAUAAUUCCCUGCAAUUCCCAUUUCAAAGUAUUCCAAAAUUUAUUAAUAGUACUAAGGUUUUUUGUAUAAGUAAUAUAUUAUAUAUAAAUAGUGUACUUACACAGUUGUACGACUUUGGUAAUAAAGUUAUGGUAUUUUAAGUA
Messenger RNA from Galleria mellonella (greater wax moth), 837 nucleotides. RefSeq names its product myosin-2 essential light chain (gene Mlc-c). NCBI's taxonomy places the organism in Eukaryota, Metazoa, Arthropoda, Insecta, Lepidoptera, Pyralidae. Gene Ontology annotation, molecular function: myosin heavy chain binding; calcium ion binding. Gene Ontology annotation, cellular component: myosin II complex. Bases 155 to 598 code for a protein of 147 amino acids. The record is from RefSeq and is a predicted model, not a curated record. The transcript has 5 exons.